Messenger RNA from Rodentolepis nana, 1281 nucleotides. The record is from the annotation of a GenBank genome assembly. NCBI's taxonomy places the organism in Eukaryota, Metazoa, Platyhelminthes, Cestoda, Cyclophyllidea, Hymenolepididae.
AUGUUCUGUCCGUCACCAUAUAAUGUGCAGGAGCUUUAUGGCUUCGAUAUCAUCCUUGAUGAAAAUCUUAAGCCCUGGCUUUUAGAAGUCAAUAUAUCCCCAAGUUUGAACAUUGACUCCGAACUUGACUUCAAAGUGAAAGACAAAGUGGUUGUUGACAUGUUAAAUUUAACAGGGAUCCAUCUUCCCUCUGAAAGUGAUAUUUCCAGGUCUAUGUCUGAGUUAAUACAAGAAAGACAUCCCCAACCUUCAGGAGCAUGUGUUCUGAGGAAGACUACAAAACGAAGUUAUUGGGCCAUGCUAUCUGAUGAAUGCCCUCCACCAAGUAAGAUUCAAGGAUCGAGAAGAUCAUCAACAGACAAUAAGAAGCCACCAGCUCCAACGCAUCCUUGGCAUUUAGAUUGUCGAAUAAUUCAAUCAAAACUGGGACCAGAUGAAGUAUCCAAGCAAAAUUUCUAUGAAAGUCGAUCGCUUAAGAGGAAAGGAAGAGCAGUCAGGCAAUACAAAUCAACAUACUCUCGAACACCUUCACUCCAGCCUUUACCACCAUCAACACCAAAUCUUUUAGAAUCUAAUUAUUCUGAAGCAUCUACUAGCUCUUCUCAGACAGUAUCUCAAGGCACCGAUCCUGAAUCCGCCAAUUUUGAUGCUUAUUUGAAAGUAGUUGAAGAGCGUAAACGGUUGGCACAGUUGAAAAGGGACGUUAAGAAUAGUCCCUACAACUGCCCAUGGCUGAAGAGUCGGAUUUCAGUAUCUCUGGCUUUCCGUAGCUGUCUUCUUGCUUCCCAGUAUCUUUGGCUUUCCGUAAGCUGUCUUCUUGCUUCCCAGUAUCUCUGGCUUUCCGUCCUGGAUAUGGAUCUCGGCUUUCCGUCGUUGUCUUUAGGACUGGACACCGAAUCAGGUGCGUCGUUGUCUUUAGGGCUGGACACCGAAUCAGUAUCUCUGGCUUUCCGGAGUAGCUGUCUUCUUGCUUCCCAGUAUCUCUGGCUUUCCGUAGCUGUCUUCUUGCUUCCCAGUAUCUUUGGCUUUCCGUGUUUUGCCAGGCAAUCCUGUCCGGUACGUUGUCUAAACUCAGCAACGGCUUCGAUUCGUGUAUACUCCCAAUCUUUGAAGGUGUUUUGCCAGGCAAUCCUGUCCGGUGGUAGUCUAAACUCAGCAACGGCUUCGAUUCUUGGAAACCGUGUCAGUCGGGUAUGUCGGAGAGUGCCACUGUCCACUGUUUCUCUGUCGGCUAUGUCGGAGAGUACCACUGUCCACUGUUUCUCCCUUCUUCGAGCUUAA